Messenger RNA from Hydractinia symbiolongicarpus, 6229 nucleotides. Its product is annotated as tubulin-specific chaperone E-like. The transcript has 17 exons. The record is from RefSeq and is a predicted model, not a curated record. Lineage: Eukaryota; Metazoa; Cnidaria; Hydrozoa; Anthoathecata; Hydractiniidae. Bases 1010 to 2623 code for a protein of 537 amino acids. Gene Ontology annotation, molecular function: protein binding.
GAUGAAGCAAGUCUGCAAAACUGCACUUACAGGCGGAAUAGACAUUUUAUCAUGGAUUUAAUUGUAGAUAAUUUCUUCAGGUCCGAAUUUAAUGGAUUUUUUCUUUAUGCCUGUAAAAACGAAACCCAUGUGUGGUGUAAAUUUUUUUUAAGUUUUAAGCCACGUGGAUAAAGAUUUUUUUUAACUUGAAAACAAAGCAUAUUUUUGCCUAUUUGGUUGUGAUGACCUGAAAAGUGAACAAUAAAUAUAAAAAUGACAGUAUAGUCAUGCAUACUAUUUCAGACAUGUAGAAAAGGAAGUUAAGAUUGAGAGAGUCGCUAUACCAGUAGACGCUCAAUCAUCGUGUUUGGGGUUCACGAUUUAAAACGCCCCCCACUUUUCUACCGCAACAUGAAUGCGCAACAAAAAAAACCUCUCAGCCUGUGUCGUAUGCGCAACAUUCUUUGCACAUGCGCUAUGCAUUGCACGCGUUACUUGAUUUACACAUUUGGGCAAGCGAUUUAUUGCUAUGGUGUUAUUUUCUUAUUGAUAGCCUUGGUAUAGCUAUAGGUGCAAGAUAAUUAUGUUUUUCCUAGCCCUGUUCAGGAUUCGAACCCAGAUUUCUCAUUUGCAAGAAUAUAGCCAUUAGACCAACAGGGUACGAAUAUUAUACAUAAUUUUACAGUUGCACAUUAUACCCAGAAGUUUACAGUAAAGUUUAGUUUACUAAGCUUUUCAAGGAUAUCAAAAUUCAGUAUUCAUAUACGAAUGUCUCAAAGCAAGCUCAAACAAAUAGGGACCGAUGUAGCUGUAGUGUGUACUAGUAGAUGUAUCUCUGUUAGCCUGUUUUUUUUAAGUCUGAAUAAAGCAGGAUAACAACUGUGCACACGUCUGUGUGUAAAACUGGUUUUCGAAGUACCCACUCAUUGUAGCUAGCUAGCUAGUUACAAUCAGCAACAGAAAUUAUGACUAUCCCUCCCUCUCCCUCUUGUCAUUCAAUCUUGUCCAAGCCUGAAGUGCAAUAGUAUCCAUGUUUUCUAUCCACCAAACUUUCGCUGCCCUACGAAUUGACAAACUAAUAUUUUAUGUUAGCUAUUUUAUAAUAAACAAAAAGUCAAAAAUGGAAAAAGAAGAGCACUGUGUUGGAGAGCGUUGCUGCUUUGAGGAACACAAGGGAACUAUUCGUUACAUUGGUGAAGUCCCUCCUACUACAGGUACUUGGUAUGGUAUUGAAUGGGAUGAUAGUAGAGGAAAACAUGAUGGAACCAGUAACAAUGUUCGUUAUUUCACAUGCAGUGAUAAACAUGGUUCAUUUGUCCGUCCUCAUAAAAUACAGUUUAGUAUUGAUGCUACUAUGGCGCUGGAAGAUGUUUAUGGGGUUGGUGUAUAUGAGGAAGAAAAAAUUGUGUUGAAUGAAAAAACUAACCAAGAAACCUCAGUGGAGAUGGUUGGUUUUGAUAAAAUUGCUCAAAAGAUGAGCAAUUUUGAAGCUCUAAAAGAUGUUGAUCUGGUUAAUGUGAAGAUAAGUCAUGCGAAUAUAGAGAAAGGAUUAGAAACAUUACUACCUAAAAUAACAUCACUGAGUUUGAGAGACAACUUGAUUUCAUCAAUGAGAGACAUCUUCAACAUAACAUCCAAACUUAAAUUGCUGAAAGAUUUAACACUGAGCAAAAACAAAAUCACAGAUUGGGAUAUAGCAGGUUUGGAAACAGACGAUGCUUAUGGAGAUUUACAAACACUUUAUAUCAACCAAAUAGGAUUGAAUUGGGAACAGUUGUUAGUAAUGUUAAAAAUGAUGAAACAUGUAGUUGAAGUGCAUGCUUGUUUCAAUGACAUUCGGGAGAUCAGAUAUGACAAUGUGUUGGAAAAUCUACAGACUAUCAACUUGGAAGGAAACCACAUUAGCAGUUGGCAAUUAGUUCUAAAGUUAUCAUCUAUACCAAAGUUGCGAAAACUCAUAUUAAAUAACAAUAAAAUUGAUGCUGUAGAAAUACCUUCAGGUAAGAAAAUAUUUCAAUCGCUGGAAUCACUCUCUUUAAGUGAGAAUGUUGUUACAGAGUGGACAUCAGUAAAUGAAAUGAGAAAGUUAUCCAACUUGUCAGAACUUCGUUUUAAAAGCAAUCCUGUGUGUAAAGAUAUCACUAGUUUUACGUUACGACAUGAAUUGAUUGCAAGAUUAAAAAACAUCAAUAUAAUGAAUGGAAGUGUGGUUAGUGAUCUGGAGAGAAGAAAUUCUGAGUUGUAUUACAUGAAGAAGUACUCUAAUGAAUAUUUUCAUGCUAUUUCAAAUAAUUUAAACCAAGAUUUCGAGAAUAAUCACCCAACAUACUUAGAGUUUGUGAAAAUUCAUGGACCACCACAAAAUACUGAAAAAGCUAAAUCACUGAAAGAUAAUUUAUUAUUGUUGUCAAUCAAGUGCCCUGAUUGUAAAGAUAAAAAAUCUGUGGAAAAGAAAGUUCCUGGUACAAUGACCAUACAGCAGUUAAAGGGGAUGAUUCAAAGAUUGUUUAAAGUGGCCAAUUCAAAACAAAACCUUUCUUACAUCGACACAAAGAAUAAUCGUGAGAUUGCAUUAGAUGACAACAUGAAACAAUUAACAUAUUAUUCAGUUGUAUCAGGGGAUACAAUAUUUCUGCGUUGGUGAUAAACUGUUCUCUGAAAACAGUGCAAUUUUUUUUAUUAUUUGUGAAUAAACAGAAAUUCUUUGAAAAAUAAUUUAACAAUGUUAAAAUUUAUGCAAACCUAUUUAAUUUAUGUUUUUUUUUUUCGAUCAUGCUCAAACACAUUUUGUUUGUUUUUGCAUAAUUUUAAGCAAAAGUAUGAUAUGACAGAGGGCCUUUCUUUUCCAGAACUCAGAGCGAAGGGCUAUGAAAGCCUUCUUUGAUUUUUAAAUUACUUUUGUUUUUAGCGUUAUCUAUUAUUUUAAAAGAUUAUUAUAAAAUAAAGAUGUUUAAAGAAAUGUGAAUUAGUGUCAUUUCAAUGUGUUCUCCUACUCUAGUUUUCAAUUGCUGAGAUGUCUCGCCAAUAUAACUUUUAGAGCGAGUAUUUAAAGCUAAUUUAUCCUUAUACAAGAAGUACUGUUGAAUCUUAAGAACUACUCAACUGUGCUAGAAUUUGUACGGAAACUAAUUUAUUAUAACAACUACGUAACUAUAAUAAAAAAACUACCAAAACUUAACUCAAGAAGGAAAAAACUAUUAGGAUAUAAUUUUUUAGUAAAACAGACUCUCUUUAUAAUAAUUUUGAAAAUCUGAACACUUUCUUGUGUUUUUUAUACAAAGAAAGUUCUCCUAAAAAUUGAGAACUUCAUGCUAAUCUGCAUCUUUUCUGAUAUUCCGCAAUGUGAGGUGGUUGCAGGGUUUACUGUUGUUAAGUGUUUAUUAUUUUCUUUGUUUUUCUUGUCAAGGCAGUAAACCAAGUGAAGUACUUUUACUUUGGCCAUAUCAUGUGACUGAUGAAAGGAACAUAAGAAAACAAUGUUUUAAUAAGGCCAAUCCUUGUUUAAUGCAAUUCUUUAAUUGAAAAAGUAAUCAGAUCGUACCAUGUGCCUCCCAGCUCCUCAACAGUUAAAAAACGUUCAAAUCAAAAAAACAAGUGGCAGUUUUUUUGAUUUGAAUGCUAACUUGUGGACAUCUUUUGUCACAGCAGCAACAACUAGUAUUUGGCUGCUGCUGUUUCUCUACAUCGUAGGACGUCUUUCCCCCUUCUUUUAUUUUCUGGACCUUCUUAAAACGUGCGUCUAAUUGUCUAAAAAAAUAUAUAUAUAUACUAGUUCUUUUUUUUUUUACGGAAAACUACUGUACUCUACUUACUGUACUUUUUGUUUUUUUCUAUAUUUUUCAAUUUUUGACAACAUGUCUCCUGGAAUUAAAGAAUUAAAGUCACAAAUCUUUUCUUAAUUUAUUUUCUGUUUUUUGUGUUCAAGUAGCCAAUUCUAUUUCUAAAAUUUAACAUCUUAUUACAAAGGAUUUUCUAAAUACCCAAUAAAUACUUGCGGUAAACGGUAUUAUUCAUUGCGGUAUUAUUCCAACAUUUUUUGUUUGUUUUUGUGUGUAUGUGUGUGUUCAUCCUAAAGUUCAUCCAAAUUUUAUAACUGAUAAUUGUUAAGGCCACAAAAUAUUCACUUUUCUUAUAGCCUUUAACAAAGGUCUUGUGGAUGUAGCCUAAAAUAUGAUUUUUAUUCACAGAUAUUAUUUAUUUUUGUUGAUAGCGCCUAUCCAAAUUAUUGCAUAAAGCACACAAAAAACACUCACAUUGUUUUUACUAAUGGAAUUUAGUUUAGUUUUUAAAGUAGCCUAAAAAGAACCAUUUGAAUGUUAGUACCAAAAAUUUAAUUAAAUAAAAAUGCGACUUGGAAAGAUCAACUUCGGGGCUGUUCACAUGGGAAAUAUUUCGUGAGUAGACGGAAAAACAUUUCUGCUCAUUUUUAAGUUUAAUGUUAAAGUUUAAAUAUGGCGGAUAUGAAGGUAAACAAAACAAACUCAUUAGCAUUGCUUACUGCAAACCUUACAGAACUUUGUUCCUCAUUUGUGAAGCUUCAAGGAGUAACUUUGUUGUGGAAACGUAACCAAGUCAAAAUAUUCAACCUUAUUUUAGGGUUUUCUAUUCUAAAUUUAGCAUCUUCUCUUGCUUCAGUGAUUAAAAUUUGAUCUCCUAGAGCAAUUAAAAGGUUUCGUUCCAUGUGUUUGUGAUUGUUAUCAAGCAACUUACCAACAUUCUUUCGUUUCACUGUUAAUAAUGUAGUUGUUUCAUCAAUGUUAUCGUAACUAUUAUUUUUUUCACCUUCAUCAAGUUAAUCUUGAUCUGUUGUGUUGACUUUACCACCACUCACUCCAAAUUCACAUGUUAAAUCAUUUGGAGUGCUACCCUAAUGUGAACCAACUUACAUAUAGUGUGCAAAAACUAACUUCCCACCACCAGUUUGUUGAAUCUUUUUAUAUUUUCCAUUACACCUUUAUGAGCUUUUGAAAUAAGAUCCUUUGCCAAUUUGAUUUCAUUUUUAAUUAUUAAAACGGGUACUGACUGGUUUAAACGUUCCACUAUAAAAUACAAUGCCCUCUGUCAGGUGCACAAACCUCGCAAGUUUGGUCUAUACGUCAAGCUUUGUAUUUCAAGGUACAACAUCCAAACCAGUCAAUAUCUGUUAGCAGUAAAGGUUGUAAUUAAGAUAGAAUAAGUUAUUUCGUUCUUCUCUUUUUUAUUGCUUUGCCCUUUUUUAAUUUACGUUUUUGAAGGUUUUUGUAAUUUACGUUGCGUUUUUUAGCACCAUGUACAAGUGUUGUAGUGUUAAAAAUACCUUAAAUCUUAUUACAGAAUUUUUUUGCAAAUUUAGUAAGGACGACCUAACAAAAAUCUGGAACUUGUUUAUUGCAAAAGUUUUUUCUUCUGACAGACUAGCUUUAAUAAAUAUUGUGAUGAGCUAGCAACCAUAAUUGUUGUUGUUGUUUUAAUUUCUUUUUUGUUAACAAAGACUAUCUUUUGUAUCUCAACAUCACCCUCAUUGUAUACUGUCUUUUGUAUCUCAACAUCACCCUUAUUGUAUAGUGUCUUUUGUAUCUCAACAUCACCCUUAUUGUAUAGGGAAAGAAAUGGAAAGACUAAUUUUAUUGUAGCUGGAAACAAAGCUGGCAUUACUGUGUCUUUUUAUUUGUGUUAUCAUGUAACCAUGUGCCACUAAAACCUACUACAACAUUCAUCACUUGCUCACACAACAGGCAACAUUACACAAAGAAAAUUGACUUUUGACUUUUUUUGUUCUCUUAGCUUCAACUGUACAGAGUUCAAUGUGGGUAAAGGGAAUGCUUGAGUGUUUAGGCCUAAUGUUAGAGAAAUUAUUCGAAGAAAUUCCAUUUAUUUUUAGAAGUGAAUUUAUUACUUUUUUUCUUGUUGCGAACACGUUGUUUUUUUACUGCAUGAGGAAGCAAUGUAAUUCUAUAGAGAAAAUUGUAUAUUAAUAAUAACAGUUUUUAUUUAUUAUGUUGUAUUAAAAUAGAAAUAGAAUUUAUUUACGUGUUAAAAUACUUUGCUGUAGUUCCAUUUAGCAGUACAUGGCUUUUCUAUGCAUUUUUAUUGUGCUGUUGUUAAAUUGAAGGUUUAUGUAUACAAAAUAGAUUGUUAGCUAAUUAUUAUUUCACAAAGUGGGUGUUAUGAAUGAUAUGAGUGGUAUGUUUUAUUUUUAUGCUGUCAGAUUUGAUUGGAAAUGAAAAGCGUAAAACUAGAAUAUAACUGUUAAUAUUUUAUUCAUCUGAAA